AUGCGUAUCCUUUCCGUUGCCGUCGCCGCCCUCGGCCUGAUCGGGGGUGGCGAGGCUUCUGCUACUCGCCGCCGAUGCGUUCGCUCGACCGGCCUCGCUUCCACCCUACCUCCUUCAACCUCCAUCUCCGCCACUGGAACUCCCACCGGCACACCCACAUCUGCUGCGACUCCAUCCUCGACCGAGAUUAUCAAGGUCGCCAACCCCGAUUUCGCAGACGGAACCAAUGAAUGGACCAUCACCGGUAAAGGUACCUGGGUUGCCAACGAGGGCUACUCUGACGACAACACUCCCAAAGACGGCACCGUCGAGCUCGAGACCGAGGGCGAGGAUGACGAGGAGGACACCACAUCCGUCAACAAGCGACAGGCCAUCGUCGGCACAACUCUCUCCACCACUGUCCGCCGCCUGACCCCGAACAUCGACUACACCGUCAAGUUCUUCUACUGGGUCCUGAUCGCCACCCCCGCCAACAGCUGCCGCAUCCGUGCCUCGUUCAACGGCGUCAACUUUGCAGAUACUCCUCGAUUCCCCGCUGCUUUUGGCAACGGCCCCUGGGGUGAGCUCUCCGGCAAGGUGAGGCCCACCGGCACCACGGGCACUCUCACCAUCUCCGUCGUCUGCGACCGACGUGGUCUGGCUCGUGUCUACAUUGACAAUGUCUCUGUCACCCGUGUCACUGCCUCUAGUACCAUUGCUAGUACUUCGAGCGUGAGCACCGUCUCGUCCUCGGCUGUCUCUUCUGGCGUUUCAUCUACUGCCGCUUCUUCGACAGUCUCGUCUAGUGUUUUAUCCACUGCCUCUUCCUCGGCAGUCUCGUCUAGUGUUUCAUCCACUGCCGCUUCGUCUUCGGCUGUCUCCUAUGAUGUUUCCUCGACUGCUGCUUCCUCUCCCGCAUCCUCGGACGUCUCCUCGACUGCUGCUUCUUCUACCGCCUCUGAUGUUUCGUCCAGUGCCACCUCGCCUGUCUCCUCAACAGUCUCUUCCACUAGUGCCGCAUCGACUGAUGUCUCCUCUACCCCCAGUGCCUCUUCUGGUUCCCAGACCGGGGCUAGCACUACUCCUUCCAGCACCGAUGUGCAGUCCAGCACUGCUGUGAGCUCCGACCCCAGCUCUACCCCCAUUGCCUCAACUGGUUCCAGCACCCCCGUCAGCUCCACUGCCGUCUCCAGCACCGCUUCUGAUAGCACUACGCCUGUGAGCUCUACUGCUGCCUCCAGCACUGCUUCUGAUAGCACUACACCUGUCAGCUCUACCGAUGUCUCGAGCACAACUCCCGUCAGCUCUACAGAUGCCUCCAGCACGACACCCGUCAGCUCUACCGAUGUCUCGAGUACAACACCGGUCAGCUCUACCGAUAUCUCGAGCACAACUCCCGUCGGCUCUACUGAUGUCUCGAGCACUACGCCUGUGAGCUCUACUGGUGUCUCAAGCACUCCUUCCGAGAGCAGCACCCCUGGUAGCUCCACUGCCGCUUCUACCACGCCUAGCAGCAGCUCUGAAAGCACCACUCCUGUUAGCUCUUCUGACGUCUCGAGCACCACUCCCAGCAGCAGUUCCGUUGACUCGACUACAACUCCUGCCAGCUCUACUCCUGUCUCAUCCAGUAGUGUCGCCAGCAGCACUCCUGAGAGCAGCGCUACCUCCACUCCGGUCUCAAGCACUUCAGCUACCAGCACUCCCGAGUCCAGCAGCACUCCUGUUUCCAGCACAACUCCCGUAUCCAGCAGCACCCCUGAGAGUAGCGCUACUUCCACCCCAGUGUCGAGCACCCCUGUGUCUAGCAGCACUCCCGUCUCAAGCACAACUCCCGUCUCCAGUAGCACUCCCGUCUCCAGCACCACUCCUAUCAGCAGCAGCACUCCUGUUUCGAGCACGACCCCCAUCUCUAGCACCACUCCAAUCUCCAGCAGCAGUGUCAGCGCCACAUCUGCUCUCCCCUCUGCCACUAUUGACAGCAAGGUCCUCAUCAUUGCUAAAGAUCUCGUCACCGCUAAGCUGGGUAGCCUUGGUCUCCUGGCAUACGGUAUCCCCUUCGAGAAUCUCCUUGUGCCUUCCGCCGGUACUCAGCUGCCUGUCCUGAACUCUUCCCGUACCGCCGGCAACUAUGGUGGUAUCAUUGUUCUCGACUCCAUAUCUUAUGAGUAUCCCGAAGGUUGGCGCAGCGCCAUCACUACGGAGCAAUGGACGACUAUUCACAACUACCAGACUGACUUCAACGUUCGUAUGGUCCGCAUCAACGAGUACCCCGGCUCUGGCUCUGGCACUGUGCCCGUCGGUGGUGGAUGCUGUAACGCUGGUGUCAAUCAGCCCGUCUACUUCUCUGAUGUCAGCGACUUCGCUACUGCUAAUGUCAAGGUCAACGCCGGUGUCACUACCGAGGGUCUUUACCACGUUCCCGCUUCCGUUACCGACGUCGCUACUACCAAGGUCGUUGCCAAGUUUGGCGCAGGCGGCGGCUUCGUCGAUGGUACCGUCGCUGCUGUCAUCAACAACUUCAGCGGUCGUGAACAAUUCGUCUGGUUCCUGAGCUGGGCUCCUGAGUGGUCUCUGACCUCCAGCUACCUUCAGCAUGGCCACAUCCACUGGAUGACCCGAGGUCUCUUCCUCGGCAAGCGCAAGACUCAUGUCCUCGCUCAGAUUGACGACGUCAUGCUGGCCACUGGCAUGUACGAGCCCCCUACCGUUGAGACCAAGAUUACUGUGGCCGAUGUCGAGCAUCACGUCUCCUGGCAGAAGAAUCUCGCCGCUCGUCUUCCUCCUGGCUCUAGCUUCCGACUGGAGAUGGCCCACAACGGUAACGGUAACAUCAUGGACGCUACCCUUGGCGCCGGAGGUGACCUGGUCUGCGUUCCCGAGGAAGCUGUCUACUACGUGUACUUGCCUGACCCUCCCCAUGAGGUCAAGAAGCCGAUCAACACCGGUGUCGACCAGUGGCCAACCUGGGCCCAGCAGUAUCAGUGGCAGCCCAACUGCACCCUCAGCUCUCGUGAUCCCCUUACCCAGUGGUUCGCCGUCCCUGCCAACCGCGAUGAGUUCAGCCACAUCUCGCACACAUUUACUCAUCUCAACCAAAAUAACAUCACCUAUGCUGAUGCUUAUCGCGAGAUUAAGUUCAAUCAGGACUGGCUGAAGCAGAUUGGUAUUGAUCAGGCUCGCUACUAUUCUGGCAAGGGUCUUGUGCCACCUCAGAUCACUGGUCUCUAUAACGCUGAUGCCCUGAAGGCCUGGCUGGAUGCUGGUCUUGACAACGCUGUCGGUGAUAAUACCCGUCCUAUGACCCGGAACCCUGAUAACGCCUACUGGCCUCUGAUCACCAAUGUUGACCGUAAUGGUUAUGACGGCGUCACUGUCAUCCCUCGCUACGCCACCCGUAUCUACUACAACUGCCACACCCACGCAUGCAACUUCAAGGAGUGGCAGGAUACCUCUGCAGGUACUGGCGACUUUAACGAGCUUCUCCGUGUCGAGAAGGAGGCUGUUAUGCGUAAUCUUUUGGCCCUCCAGUCUGACCCCUACAUGUUCCACCAGGCUAACAUGUACUACACUGGCGUCGAGAGCAUCACCAUUGGUGACCAGACCGGCCAGAUGUCUCUCGUUACUGCCUGGACCGAGACCGUCCUCCAGGAGCUCAUGCGUCUCACCAACUGGCCCGUCAUCUCCAUGACGCAAGAUCUCGUCGCUGAGUACUUCCGUGACCGUAAGGCCGUUGACGACUGCAACCCCCAGCUGGCCUAUGGCUACUCGGACGAUGGCAAGGCGAUCAACAAAGUCAUCGUCACCGCCAAUGGCAACUCCUGCAGCAGACCCGUUCCAGUCACCCUCCCCUCGGGCUCUGCCUCUGCCUCUGGUGGAUCUACCUCCAAUGACAAGGUCGGUACUGAGCCCCCCAUUGAGUGGGUUACCCUCAACGGCUCUCCCGUCACCCUUACCUUGGCCUCGCCCGUCACUGUCGCUCAGGGCUCGUCGCCUACUGUUGAAUAA
Messenger RNA from Clonostachys rhizophaga, 3984 nucleotides. NCBI's taxonomy places the organism in Eukaryota, Fungi, Ascomycota, Sordariomycetes, Hypocreales, Bionectriaceae. The record is from the annotation of a GenBank genome assembly.